Messenger RNA from Hyaloperonospora brassicae, 453 nucleotides. The record is from the annotation of a GenBank genome assembly. NCBI's taxonomy places the organism in Eukaryota, Oomycota, Peronosporomycetes, Peronosporales, Peronosporaceae.
AUGGCCAAAGCCGUGUGCACGCUCUACGGCACCGACGCGACCGUGUACGGGUCGCUCACCAUCACCCAGGCACAUGAGGACGCCAAGAGCAUCAUCACGGGGGAGCUCACGGGGCUCUCGCCCGGCAAACACGCGCUCCACGUGAACGUCUUUGGGGACCUCUCGCACGCGGGCGGCGUGUUUAACCCCUUUGGCAAAACGCACGGCGCCCCCACCGACGACGAGCGCUGCGUCGGAUCGCUGGGGAACAUUGACGUAGGGGACGAUGGCCGGGCCAAAGUGCACGUGGAAGACGCGCUCGUGAAGCUCAUUGGCCCGCACUCGAUCAUUGGCCGCAGCCUCGUGGUCCACGCGAACGAGGACGACCUCGGCAAGGGCGGCCACGACCUCUCGCUCCAGAACGGGAACGCUGGAGCGCUCACGGCGCUCGGUGUGGUCGGGAUCUCGAGCUAA